Mycena indigotica is the source of this 612-nucleotide messenger RNA. RefSeq lists its product as uncharacterized. The record is from RefSeq and is a predicted model, not a curated record. Bases 1 to 612 code for a protein of 203 amino acids. The transcript is spliced from 2 exons. Lineage: Eukaryota; Fungi; Basidiomycota; Agaricomycetes; Agaricales; Mycenaceae.
AUGCCCCGCCCUUCAGCCCCUCCUCAAACACCCCGUAAUGACGACCAACGACUUCCUCUCAACUCGCGCAUUAUCAGCUCUGUUCGUCGCACGCUUUCCACUGCGAAAAGAAGAGAGCCAUUACCUACCCCGAUGACUGAACGGACCAGCCGUUUUCGCUACGAUUCGGUAGCCCCUCCCACCGUUGAACAGAUAGCCAUGGGACUACACCUCUCGAGGACACCCCAUUUGCGGUCGUCCAAAGAUACACCGACAGUUGUUCGCUACCCGCCACCACCCGCCUCCCACCCCCAGCCAACCAUAAAGCCUAUAUCGCCAGCUCAACCGCCGCUUCGCUCGUCGAUGAAAAAGCCUGCUGGUUAUGGUGCCCCAUCGAGUUCUUCAACGACCGAUGUCACGUCAACAGCCCCCUCAACACCCCAUUCUUCCGAGCGCAGCAGUGCUUCAUUGCGUGCGAAAAUGGCUCGCCUUUUUCCAUAUCGUGGCCCCCAGCCUUCUUAUUCAACGCCUUCCUCGUCUGCCGUGUCAUCACCUCGCACAAGCACGUCUGAGCUACAGCAUCCACGGAAAAAGGCAGUUCGCUUCUCCAAUCCUGUUGAAGAAGAAGAGUAG